CCGAGACUAUAUAUACAAUAGUAGAGCACAUGACUUCAAGAACAUGUCUAAUCUUCCUUUGUACACAACAAUGGCACUAACCAUAAGCUUGAUUCUAGUAGCUUUAGUUGCUCUGACAAUUCAAGUCUUCUACUUUUCACCCAUAGAUCCCGUUUUGCUGAAAAUUCCAUCUCCUCUAUCUUCUAAUUCUUCAACCAAAAACAAUCAAUUACAGAAUGUGAUUAAGCUUGGAGAAGGAUUUCUAAAGCAACCAGAAGAUGUUUGUGUAGAUCAUAAAGAAGGUAUCUUGUAUACAGCUACAAGAGAUGGUUGGAUUAAAAGAAUGGUUAGGAAUGGAAAAUGGGAGAAUUGGAAGCAUAUAGAUAGUUCAACUUUGCUUGGAAUCACAACUUCAAAAGAUGGUGGUCUCAUUGUUUGUGAUACUGCCUUGGGUUUAUUCAAGGUUACAGAAGAUGGUUUCAGUGUCAUCGUUUCACAUGCCAAUGGUUCUCAAUUAAUAUUUGCUGAUGAUGUAAUAGAAGCAUCAGAUGGAAACAUAUAUUUCAGUAUUCCAACUACCAAAUUUGGUUUACACAAUUGGUAUCUGGAUGUACUUGAAGCAAGACCUCAUGGACAACUUUUAAAGUACAAUCCUAUAUCAAAUGAAACUGUUAUUGUCCUUGAUGAUUUAGCUUUUGCCAAUGGUGUUGCAUUAUCCAAAGAAGAAGAUUAUGUUGUGGUCUGCGAAACUUGGAAAUUUAGGUGUGUUAAGCAUUGGCUAAAAUGAAUUAACAAAGGCAAAACAGAUAUCUUCAUUGAAAACCUCCCUGCUGGACCUGAUAACAUUAAUCUUGCUCCGGAUGGCUCAUUCUGGAUCUCUUUAAUUAAGGUGACUUCUGAAAAUAUGGGGUUUGUGCACACUUCUAAAGUAUGCAAGCACUUUGUAGCUUUAUUUCCAAGGCUAGUUAACAUGGUUAAUCGUGUAACUAAGUCAGCAAUGGUGGUGAAAGUGGAUACUGAAGGCAAUAUUAUUAAAAAGUUUGGUGAUAAUGAUGGAAAGAUAAUUAGUUUUGUAACUUCAGCUGUUGAGUUUGAAGACCAUCUUUACUUAGGUAGUCUUAAUACUGAUUUUGUUGGGAAAUUUCCACUGCAAAAUGCAUAGAACUAGUGAAGUUGUUCGUUCAGCUCUUAAUAUUGAAUAAUUAGUUUUGGUAUGUAUGUACUAUGAUUUAUACAUACUACAUAACAUAUCUAGGAGAGUGAUUUUAAGUUAAUUUAUGAAUAUGAUUUACCAUGUGUGACAAUAUUUCGUAUGAAUGAAUAAGAUUAUACAUAAAUUGGUUUAUGUAUAAGUUUAUGCACGAAACUACA
Molecule: messenger RNA, 1350 nt
Organism: Trifolium pratense (red clover)
Lineage: Eukaryota; Viridiplantae; Streptophyta; Magnoliopsida; Fabales; Fabaceae
Product: protein STRICTOSIDINE SYNTHASE-LIKE 6-like
Exons: 6
Coding region: 44-766 (240 amino acids)
Biological process (GO): biosynthetic process
Molecular function (GO): strictosidine synthase activity
Source: RefSeq, a predicted model, not a curated record